GCGUCCUUCCCCCGGGCCCUAGCGACCGCCCGGCCUGGCGCCCCGCGCACGGCUCGGAUCGGCCCGGACGCGUCCGGAGUGCCGGGGGCCGCCUGCCGCGGCACCGCUAGCCCCUCUGCCCGGGCUCCGGCGGCCGCAGGCUGCCUGCUGCUCAGCCGGGGCGGCGGGGGGGCCGCUCUGCUGGCGGCGCUGUGUGGACGGAGCGCCCGUCCGCGCCGAGGGAGCGCCGUGCUCGGUUCCCGCCGGCCGCGGCGCUUGGGCGGCCGCCUGCAGCGGCGCCGGGUGUCGCUGGAGCCCCGUGCUGAGCUGCCGCCGGCGCGUCUGUCCGGGCUGCCGGUGCGCCGGCGGACCCCGGUACCGCGUGUGCUGGAACGAGCGGUGUCCCGGUGUGAGCGCAGGCAGGUCACGGUGCUGCUGUGACUUUUAGCUUGCCUAAAAUUUCUGGCCUGCACUAACGAAAAUCUAGUGAUUCUGUCAGCCGAAACAACUGCUGCGUUCCAUUUUUUUAUGAUAUGGAAAAGAGUAUUCUCUGAAGAUUGUCAACUAGAAGUAUUGUAUGGUCGAAGAUGAUGUUCAUUCUCCAUUCUUAAAAAGCUGCAUAUUGAACAUCAUGAGUUUGUCCGCUUCGGUCAGCUACGCUGCUAUGGAAGCUAAAUGCUUACAUAAUGCCAAGCCUGAGUCACGGUCACUACAAAACAGCAAUGAAUCGGAACUGGACACUGCGGAAGAUCUGAGAAAGAAACUCUGUCAAGCUAAAACAGAAAAACUAGACUUAACCAUCAAACACAAUCAAGAAUUGUCCAACUGUGAAAGCCAGAUUGUCAAAUUACGGUCAGAAAUUGAGAAAGGAGAGGCUGUUCGACAAAGUCUGGAGUAUGAAUUGGCAAUUGCCAGGAAAGAUGCUCGUCUGAAAAUGUAUGCUGCAGAACAGGAGUUAAGUGAUGCAAAAAACAAACUUGUGGAACUGCAAGUGUUGAAUGGAAAGCUUCAUCAGAAAGUGGCAGAGACUGAGAAAAUGUUUCAUAUUGCUCAGCAGAAGUGGCAAGAACAGCACCAAAGACUUGCAAGUGAGAAGGAUGAUAUCCGCAGAACUUGCAAAAGUGAAUAUGAAUUGCUACUUAAGGAAAGAACCAAACUAGAAAGUAUUCUGCAGGAGCAGAAUAAUGCAUUGCAAAGUAUGCACAAGAAAAUGAAAGAUGUGGAGGUGGAACACAGUGGCUGCAGGCAGCUGCUGAGACACCAGGCCAGCGAGCUUGAAUACAGCGCUGAACGAGAGGAGCGACUUAAAAAAGAACUUGAAGCAGCUACAGUGAAAAUAAAGAAACUGGAAGAAAACAUUGAAGCAGAGAGAGCAGCGCAUUUGGAAUCCAAAUUCAAUUCAGAGAUCAUCCAGUUAAGAAUUCGAGACCUUGAAGGAGCUUUGCAGGUGGAAAAAGCCAGCCAAGCAGAAGCUCUUUCGGAUUUAGAAAUGAUCAAGAAAGAGUUCAAAGAGGUAGAAAAUGCAUAUGAGAGAGAAAAACACAAUGCCCAAGAGAACUUGAAAAAACUCAAUGCACUCAAAAGUUUUCUUGAAUUAGUGUUCUUCCAGUGCUUGGUCUUGGCCUGUUAUAUUCAGUCCUUCCAAGAUCUUGUAUUUGAGGUUAGACCAGCCAAAUACAGCAUCCCCAGAUUAGAAAGAGAGUGUUUCUCUACAAACAAGCAAAUGAAUGAGAAGAUUGAGGAAAAGAAAGCGGUAAUUAAAGACCUCACCCAGAGACUAGGGAAUAAUGAAAAAGCCUUCAGAGAAUUACAGGAGCAACUUUCAAUGGCCAAGAAACACCAGGUCUUUCUAACAGAGACAUAUGAAAACAACAUGAGAGAGCUGGAGUUACUCUUGGACAGCUUUGCUAUGUCAGGCCAGCGGACAGCAGGCACCUGUAAUGACAAAGGUAAAGCUGCGAGGGGCUCUGUCCUUGAGACUUUGAGGUGUACCUUGACAGUUUACCAGAACAAGCUGGAAGAUAUGUCUAAUGAGCUUGGGAAAAUGAAGGCUUUGUGUGAAAAGAUGACAAAGGAACUUGAGAUAUCCAAAGAGAAAAGGUGUGCUUUAAGUCAAGACCUUAAGGAAACUCAGGAUAACCUGGCUGAUGCCAAUAAAGAGUUAAAUCAUCUGCACACUAAGUGUGCAGACAGAGGGACUUUAAUAGGAACUUUAAAGAUGGAACUACAGAAUGUACAGCAAUGCUGGGAGAGGGAGAAAGCACGUGCCACAGAAUCUGAAAAUGAAAUCCAGAAGCUUACCAGGGCUUACCAGAAGGAUAUGGAGGAGAAGCUAACCUUCCUCCAUAGCUUAUACCAGCGUUUGGUAGCAGGCUGUGUGCUUAUAAAACAACCAGAAGGCAUCCUAGAUAGAUUCUCGUGGUCUGAGCUUUGUGCAGUCUUGCAGGAGAAUGUUGAUGCCCUGAUCUUAGACCUCAACAGGGCUAAUGAGAAGAUAUCUCACCUAGAAUGUGUUUGCAAGAACAAAUCCGAUACUAUGAAGGAGCUUCAGCAGAGCCAAGAAGAUGCUUUUAGCAAAAUGGCUGAACAGAUGAAAGCACAGGAAAGCUGUUGGCAGAAACAAAAAAAGGAUCUGGAACAGCAGUACUCAGGUCUCCUUGGGGAAGUUCAUGCAAGGGCACAGGAAUACCAGGAAACAGCAGAGAAAAGCAAGGAAAAGAUUUAUGUCCUUGAAAAAAGACAGGAUAUAUUGGUCCUUGAAAAUGUUUCUGUGAAAAAUAUGUUAACCCAGGUUCAGAAGGAGCAUUCAUCUCUCCUGGCAGCCUGUGCAUUGUUGGCAGGUGCCCUGUAUCCCCUCUAUGGCCGAUCAUGUGCUAUGUCGUCCCAAAGAGACCUUCUCCAGGAUCAGGUCAACAUUUAUGAAUUAGUGAACCGGGAGAUUAGGACCCUAGCUCAUGCUCUCUCUGAUGCAGAGGAAAACAAUCAACAUGAAGCAACACUGAAGGAAAGAAAAUUCAAAGGCCUGAUUCGUGUAUUCCGAAGAGGUGUGAUUGCAGUUUUGGCAGCUAACAGACUUAAAGUUUUAGCCCAGUCUUCUACUUCCCUCUUCUCCUGGGUAAAUAGCUUCAAAGAAGGCAUUGGAGUUCUAGUUUGUAUAGGAGACUCCAAAGGCAAGCGCAAUCUGCCAAGUCGCGAAGAGGAACAAAUUCACUAUGUUGAAGCGCUCAGCUGGUUUACUAGUUCUAACCUCCUUGCUGCAAUCAUCAGUUCUGUCACUGAAUUACAGGCUGUUGUUAACAAAACAGAUCCAAAGCCCCAGCUUUCUGGACACUUACUUGUAAGUGCAGCCAGGAACUCCUUUUCAAAGCUUAUGGACAAGCUGAAUGUGAUAAUGGAGACUGUUCCACUUGACAGCAGCAGGAGCAUUACGUACCUGGAAAAAGACUCUUUGGUACAGAGACUGGCUCAUGGACUUCAUAGAAUAAAUAGCCAGGCCCUGGAAGCUGGAUUGUGUGACAGACUACCCAUCACGGAAAGCAUAGCAUCCUUGCAGAAGCAAAUAUUUGAAUUUACACAAAGGCUUCAUACAACAGAGGUGGAACGCCGCUCACUGCGCCUAAAACUUGCAGAAUUCAAGUGGAAUUUCAGUGAAAUGAAGAAAGAAGCUGACAAAGCCCAGAGCCUGCAAGAGCAAUUAAAUAUGUUUAAGAAAUCUAAACUGAUCACCCAUGAGAGGUUUGAAAGUACAUGUGAAGAAUUGAAUAAUGCAUUACAUCGGGAGCAUCAGGCACAGGUGCUUUUGAAUGAACAGGCACAACAGCUACAGGAGUUAAAUAAUAAACUGGAAUUGCACUCCAGUGAAGAAGCAGAUAAAAACCAAGUCUUAAGUGAAACCGUAAAGAGACUCUCCGAGGCAAAGAUGGAGCUGAGAAGAAAAGAUCAAUCUCUGCAUCAGCUCAAUAGACUUCUUACCCAGCUGGAGCAGGACAAACGUCGACUGAAAGAGAGCAUCCGUGAUGCGGAGAGUGCCCUCUGCGUGGCAGCGAAAGACAAAGAAUUGAUUAUUAGUCAUAUGAAAUCUGUGGAAGCUACUUUUCACAAGGUUUACAUAUUGAUUUUGAAAGCAGUGCUGUAUGUGCACGAGGAUUGAAAUGUUUUGGGAAAGGUUAUAGGGAAGGUCACAUGCUUAGUACUAAUUUUCCUGAUGCAGUAAAUGGCUUGAGAAACUGCCACUUUUCUUUGAGAAUUGUAGUUACCACAUCUGCUUCUUAGUUCUUGCUGUACAUCGUUGUUAGGCCCAAAUGGCUUAUUAUUGAGUAACAGAGUAUUUAUCCUUUCUGGUUUGACAACCUAAAGAAUAUGGAAAACGUAAGAAUUAGAAAUGCCAGGAUGCUCCUUUCAGCAGGAACGAAAAAUAAUUGGUUGUAAAUCAUUCAUAAUUUGAUGUAUCAUUUCUUCUAGAAGAACAAAGGGAAAUUAUUGAUCUUUGGGAAAUAUCUGAGAUGUAAACCCUACAUCAUAAUGGUAGCUAAUUAUCUAACAAUGAACAUGGCUUCUGUGUAAACUAUCAAGUUUACAUUGUUGUUCAUAAAGGUUAUCUCACACAGUGAAAAAUCAGAACAUGAUGAAGGAGAUGAAAUAGUAUUAAAGGAAUCACAAGCCUGUCUUUUCCACCAUAGGAGGUCUUGGAAGUGCUUUUGUUUUCAAAAAAAGGAAUCAAAAGGAAAUGGAUAAAGUUCAGAAUCAUCUGGAGCUGAACAAGUAUUAGUAUUGAGUGCAGAAAUAUUUAUGGGAGUUUGAAACUGAAUAUUGCGGUAUUUCUACAUUGAUGUAUUCAUGAGGAAAUAUCCACAAAAUUCCAUGCAUUACUUGUAGGAUCUGUGUUAUGAAUACAUAAUGCUAAAUUUUUGCCUAUACAACUCAGAGAGAUUUUACAGACAUCCUUAGUAAUCUUAGUCAGACUCAGGAUAAGGCAGUAUACACUGAUACCCAUUACAGUGAUCUCAUUCGUUGCUCUGCUAUAUUGCUACAAGAAUUCCAGAAGGCAGCAAUGUAUGUACUAGAUCAUCUGCCUUUGUGUAUGCUUGGGUGUAACAUUCUGCAAACAGAGCAAGCAGUAGCUGAGGGAGACAAUCUCUGGGCAUGGCUUCUAAUACAGCUAUAGACAAGGCAUCACUUAAAACACUUACUGCCCCUCUCCCCUGUGUGACUGGAUGGAAGAUCUAUUAAUAGUAUCAUGCAUUUGGCUUUGUCAACAAGUGCUUGGGUGUGCUUGCACCCAGAAUGUUUCUUUUAAAACCAUUUCAGAGCCACCUUUAAAAAAUAAUCAUGAAUAUGUAUGAAGCAUAAAUGUUGAAGAACUGAGCAUGUGAUAUGCUAAGAAAGAAAACAUUUUUAGCAGCUAGUUCCAUAUCCUCCAUACCCUGCAAGAUAUUCUUUAGGAGGAAGGUUAUUUUUUGUCUUUACCUGGAUCUUGUCAUGUUAGCAAUCUUCAUCUGACUCCUGGAACUGGAUUAUUUGUACAAGAGUUCACGACACCAUUAAAAUAAGAGAUAUUUCCUUAUUUUAUACCAUCUAAAUAUUGAAGGCAAAUAUCAGAGUGCAAAGUGAAUGUUUUACCAAAUUAAAAAAAAGAAAACCACCACCACAGGCAAAGGACCUCACGAAAAUUUUGGUUCGGUUCAGUUCUGUUCUUAUAAUAUUAAAGAUGGUCACAGUAUCACAGAAUGUUUGGGAUUGGAAGGGACCUCAAAAGAUCAUCUAGUCCAAUCCCCCUGCUGGAGCAGGAACGCCUAGGUGAGGUCGCACAGGAACAUGUCCAGUGUUCACGUGUACAUGAUGAGGAUGUAAUAGCUGAUUUUUUUUUUCUUAAAUCUAGAUUCAGAAAACAGAUACUUUUUUUUUUUUCUUCCCUAGAAUUUAUUAGAUAGCCUUAAACUGAAAAACUUUGCAAAGUAGAAAAGGUUUAAACAUUGGCUGCUUAGAGAACUGUAGUCCAUAACUUGACCAAUUACUUUUGGGGGUUUAUUUUAAGCCAAAUGUAAAAUGUCAAAUGGUAACAGAAAUAAACUAAUUUUUACUGGAAGAAUUCUUAAGGAAAAUUCCAUCUGCUUGAAGUUCAAACAUAAAAUGUUUUCUUAAAAAGUGUUGUCAUCAAGAGAAAAAGCAUUUAAGUGAAUGUCUUACUUUAAAACCCAUCUGCAGUCCUUUUUUAUGUAUGAAAAAUAAAUAAUUUCUUGAAACAGUUUCCUCUCAAAUAUAUGUUGAGAAGGUACUUUUAUUAUAAAUAUACCCUUGUUAUACUUGUUGAUAAACUGUAUUUCAUUAUUAAUUUCUUCUGUACUUCUUAACGUCAUGUUUGCAUAAACAGAGUAAGAGACAUUAAAUCUGUUCAUUUUAUGCAAC
Columba livia (rock pigeon) is the source of this 6384-nucleotide messenger RNA. RefSeq names its product coiled-coil domain containing 171 (gene CCDC171). The transcript has 24 exons. Bases 557 to 4129 code for a protein of 1190 amino acids. The record is from RefSeq and is a predicted model, not a curated record. Lineage: Eukaryota; Metazoa; Chordata; Aves; Columbiformes; Columbidae.